Molecule: messenger RNA, 1718 nt
Organism: Bombyx mandarina (wild silkworm)
Lineage: Eukaryota; Metazoa; Arthropoda; Insecta; Lepidoptera; Bombycidae
Source: RefSeq, a predicted model, not a curated record
AUUAGCGUCGCGGAGUCGCUAACAUCACAUUUAUUCGCCAAACAACAUUUAUUGAAUUUUUCGUAACAGAAAUGCUUCAAUUAUGUUUCGUUAUACUAAUCAUUAAUACUGUGAAUUCAAUUGGAAAAACUCAACAUGAAUUCGAGCGCCACAUUAUUGCCUGCCACACAACCGACUUUGAAUGUUUCAAGCGACAGUACAAGUCACUGAAAGACAACGCACUGCUUAGACCAGGGCUUCUACCCUGGUCUAUGCUGAGCAAUAUGAACCUCGGUAUUGAGACUUACAAGCCUUACGUGUACCAAUAUGCGGACACCGGAACUUGCAUCCAGAUAUCCGGUCUAGAGCAAAGUGAAUUAGUUGCUAUCAGUAUGAACAGCCAGUAUAAGGAAUACUCUAUUAUUCUAGAAAUACCGUUUAAAAUACAACAAAUACUGAAUGGAACCGAACACUGCAAUGAACCUGAUCGUGCAUUUCAAAAAAUCGGACUUCAUAAAGGGCCAUUACGAAGAUUCACUGGCAAUGCCACAGCACAAGUCACGUAUCCAUACCGAUUAGAUCAAAGUGAAGGCGAAACGUACUUAAGACUUGAAGAAGAGAAUCUGGAUAUGAUCCUCGAUCUCCCCGACCUCAGUCACUUCGAUAAAACAGACCCUACACAAGCGAGACUAUCAGAGUGGUCAGCAUGGGCCUACCGAGUAGUCCAGCACGCGGACAUCGCGAAGCAUGUCCUGAUGUCACACACGACACUACUGCGCGACCUUAUUGGUCGAUUCCCACUAAAGAAAUUCCUGCUUCUUUAUCCCGAAGAAGAAUAUUCAAAUAUACAAUUUAGUUUCAGUGAAAACACAGUGUUGUAGACUAAGCUUUACGCAUCAGAAUACAAAUACAAUGAAAGAGAAAAAAAACGCUAAAUUAAAGUAUUGCAUUACAUUCAGUUUCUUAAUCACUCACUCUCUUGCCUCAAAUACACAUGAUUCUGAGAUCAAAUUUAACAUAAUACAUAUUAUGAUCAGAGAAUAGGUACAAUAUUUGAUACGUUUUGAUCGUCAUCUUGCCUGAGGUUAAGACAAAAGCAUAGAUUGCAAGCCAUUUCAAUACUACCUGGGAUUAGUGUUUUUAGUGUUUUGUUCUGUUUUUACUGACACAUUAUUAGUGUCACAUUUAAUAUUUCGCAAUCUAAAAGAAAACACAUCUCACAAUGAUUAACCCAAUUAAAUUUUUGGCUAAAUUUACGGCGUGAAAACAGUAAAAUUCACCCGUUAAUUUAUUCGAAUUCACAGAACGGCUAUCAUCCAAGCUUCAACAAAUAGGCUAUUAGGCGGAAAAUAAUUAAAAAAUACCGCCUCUCGCCGGUAUGAAACGAUAAUUUAUCCAUCUACAGGGAUUUUGUUUGUAAAAACAACGAUACGAAAAGAUUAAUUUGCGAAAAUUACACGGCUCCGCGUUAUUGUAGACUGAAAAUGGCGCUUGAAAAAUAAAUGCUAUUAUCUUUCUUUAUAGGUGUGUAUUGAAUUUAUGUGAGUUAUUGACUAUGCGUUUUUUUUUUUUUGCGAUUAUCCUUUUUUGUCUAUAAACAAUGAUCAAUAUUUUGUUUGCAGUGUUUGUUACACGCUUGUAAGGUAUUCUUGUAAAGUGAUCUUGUUGCCGCAUUGAAUUUUUGAAAUUCUGUAUACAUCUUUUUUUUAGUGCUCAAGAAGAUGGAUGAACUCACGACC